Populus euphratica (Euphrates poplar) is the source of this 1516-nucleotide messenger RNA. Its product is annotated as nudix hydrolase 15, mitochondrial-like. Gene Ontology annotation, molecular function: coenzyme A diphosphatase activity. The transcript is spliced from 4 exons. The record is from RefSeq and is a predicted model, not a curated record. Gene Ontology annotation, biological process: coenzyme A catabolic process. Lineage: Eukaryota; Viridiplantae; Streptophyta; Magnoliopsida; Malpighiales; Salicaceae. The coding region runs from base 161 to 820 and encodes 219 amino acids.
CUAUAAAUUUCUUUAAUUUUUUUCGAUCCAUGGCUCAGCUCAAUGUAGGAAAAUAUGUAAAACCAACAAGAAGAAAGGGAAUGAUUCUCCUAAACAAGAUAUUGUUGUGUUCUCUAUAUAUCGAUCUCACAGAACAAGAUCACUUGUCAAAAAUCAAUUUAUGAUUAACAUGGCUUGCAUUACUGUGCCCUCUACGUGCAUGGAAAACGCUGGCUUCAAAAAGGGCAUGUUCUGUGGCAGCCAAACGCUACAAAAAAUUGCAGAGCAGCUCCAAUUUCUUACUCCACCUAGAGUGAAUACUAUGGAAGUAGAGCACUUUGAUGAUAAUACAAGUGAUGAGUUUUGCUUGGUGAAUUGGAGGAAGAAGAGAGCGGCUGUCUUGAUUUGCCUCUUUGAAGGCAAUGAAGGCGAGCUACGUGUUAUUCUUACUAAGAGAUCUAUGAAGUUGUCUUCUCAUCCAGAAGCAGGAGAUGUAGCAUUGCCGGGUGGGAAGAUGGAAGAAGGAGAUGUAGAUGACUCUGCAACUGCAUUAAGGGAAGCCAUGGAAGAGAUAGGUUUGGAUCCUCAUCUUGUUCAAGUUGUGGCAAACUUAGAGCCCUUUAUUUCCCAGCACCAGCUGAAGGUUGUUCCUGUGGUAGGGCUGCUAGCCAGGGUAGAAGACUUCAAGCCUGUACUAAAUACGGACGAAGUUGACACUCUUUUUGAUGUCCCACUGGAAAUGUUUCUCAAGGGACGUUGUUCAUCAGUUGAAGAGGGGGUGACAAAUGUGGAAGUCUCGGUGGCUGUGAGCGAGUGGUCUCGAGUAGAAGAGUUGGUAUAGCUCAAGAUGGAGGUGCUUGGUUUUUUGGCUUAGGGAUGGUGGACAUUUUAAGUGUUGAUGGGUGUAUGUUUUUUACUGUGGGUUUGUGAUGGUGAGACUGUUGGACGUGGUGGUGGCUAAACUGGGAUAAAAAAGGAGCAACGGCGGAGGAGGAAGAUAAACAAUGACUUGACUUUAUGAUUUUGGGGGUAUGAGCACUGUCUGUGAGAGAGGGAGAACAAGCGGCUACUAGUCUGAAUUAUUAUUUUUUAAUGACUAAGAUUUGGGUUGAUCAGGUUUUGUUUUGUUGUUUUCUUUUAUGGAGGCUAUUACUGGAAGAGAGGCUGUCGUGAGUGUGAUGAAGAUGGUGGUGUUGAAGGAGGGCAUUAAGGGUUUAAGCCUACUCUUCAGUAUUUUUUUAAUCCAUGAAACAGAGGCUCCCUCUGGUUUUUUCGUUCCUCCACUCUUGUUCCUCCCGAGUUCUCUCUUUGUUGCAGGCUUUUGAAGCCCAUCAAAGGCGAGGCUUGUGGGAAUAAUUUAGGAUUUGAUUUCGGGUCUUGAUUGAAGAUUUUGGGCUAGAAUUAUGGGAUUUGAGAGAUGAAGUAGGGAUAUUUAAAAUCUAGUUUAAUAGCUAAGUUUCUUGAUUCAAUUGGAAUCUAAACUAAAUUGAAUUAAUUUGGACUAAAUCAAUUGAAAUGAAAUAAAUGAGUUGGUUUG